Molecule: messenger RNA, 4399 nt
Organism: Porites evermanni
Lineage: Eukaryota; Metazoa; Cnidaria; Anthozoa; Scleractinia; Poritidae
Source: the annotation of a GenBank genome assembly
AGAGUUUUGUUAGAUCUCAAAAUCGGCCAAAUCAGCCAUGAGUAAAACACAUCCGCCAGAGUUAAAAAAGUAAGUUUGUCCUUUGGAAAUUUCUUCGAAAGUUGAAGAUGUUAAUUUUUAUGUGUGAACGUCGAUUAAUGAUGUUUUCCCCACCUGAACUUAGUUGUCAUGUGCAAAGUGAACACUGGUAAACAGCAAGCUCGUGUGACAGUAAACGCUCCAUUGUUUAAUUUAUCUUGCAGCUGUUUGGUAGAAGAUAAUAUUAUAACUUAUUAUUACAAAAUACUGGCUCCAUCUUUUGCCUUCAUUUUCCUUUAGUAACUUAUUACUACAUUGUAAGUGGUGUGUCAACACCUGCCUGUCUCGUGCCUUUUUAUGUGUGCUUGAAGAUCUCAUAGCACAAGACUAAAGCUGAUUACGGCAUAUCUUUUUUUUCCUCAUUUCAGGUACAUGGAUAAAAGACUUUCUUGUAAGUGAACUGCAUGUUUUGUGAUUAAGUGUUGUAUUUGAUUCUGGCCUUACUUCUGUUUUGGCUUUCUUUUAUUUAUUGGUCUAAAUAUCUUGGUUGGUGCACGAUAUACCAAAUGAAUAGCAAGUCUCGAGUUAAGUCACAAAGAACACAACAAUGAUCCCUAGCCCUUGCACAAUAACACAAUAAAAUUGACGCAGUAGAAGGAGACAAUAGUGCAUAUAUUGACUUGGUAUAUUGAGCAUCACCCAAUAUCUUUAUCUUUAAGGGAAAAGACUUGAAAAUAGGGACUGAGUAACUGUGGUGGUAAGAUUUCCGUAUUAUCCCAUACAGUUAUUAUGCAUACAUGUUUCAACUCUACUCAUGUUAACUAUUUGUGAGAAAAAGUGUGAAAUUGCUGCAUGCAUAAUAAAUGUAUGGUGUUAUAAGGGAAUCUUGUCACUGUGGCUAAAGGAGCAGGGACUAAAUUAACAAUUUCUUGCCUGCGAGCAGGGCUGUCAAUUCCCCACAUCUUCAUUAAAUGUUGAGAAUUGAUAGGGAAGGGAUGACAGAUACAUCAUAGCACACAGCACAUGACAUCAUUUGUGCAAAAAAUACUCUUUGAGCUGAUCUACGUACAUACCCCAUAAAACAGUUCAUAUUAAGCAACAAAAUUGCUUAAAUUACAAUGGUCUAUUGAAGUUUAUGAGGAAACAUUCGCUGUUAAUAUUAAAAUAGCUCAAACAUUGUGUGAUUGCAGAAAAUAUCCAUACCCCCCCCCCCCCCCGGAAGUUCCUAAGGGGGCGGGGGGCCAAAGGGGAGAAAUUUCCGAGGGGGAUGGGGGGGGGCAACGAGAAGAAUUUUCCGCAGGGUUUUAAAAGAAGCGAUCAAACGUACGAGAAAAACUUAAAGAUAUGUGGAAAAUUUUUAUUUACCCCCCCCCCCCCCCCACGGAAGUUCCUAAGGGGUCGUGGGGCUAAAGGGUAGAAAUUUCCGAGGGGUAUGGGGGGUGCCAACGAGAAGAAUUUUCCGCAGUGUUGUAAAAGACGCGAUCAAUCGUACGAGACAUACUUAAGUAUAUGUGGAAUAUUUUGAUUUGUGGCACAACAAAAAUCAGAAAUAGAUGCCGUUUCGAGAAAAAACUUAAAGAUGUAACGGUUGGUCUGUCCAACGUUUGACCUUGAUGAAGUCUCUUAAAUAAUUAUCGUCCUUCAGCCAAAUCAAUCGCAAUUCUCGGUGCAAUUCUCAACAGGUCCCUUGCUUCUCCAGCGAUAAAUUUUAGCACAUCGAUUUAUAAUGUCGAACAUGUAUCUAGAUUGCGGACUCGAUUGCAGAUUAGUCUGAUAAAAACUGAGGCUAAUCGAGAACAAACGUUGUCUAUCUCGGCACUAUAUUUCUCGAGCUUCGUGUAAACAACUUUAUGCAAAUUUCGGUUGAGCUCAUCGCAACAAAGCGUUGCGUGACGACCCAAAUAACAACUUUGCUGUAUUUUAUUAUCGAUUUCUAAUAAAGUACCGUUGAAGGCAGUCUGUUUGUUGAACAGACUUCUCGCCAAAUCAACUUUUGCCCGAAAAUAUCAACGAUCUGUUUCUUCUUUGUUGAGGAGACUUUCGAUCACGUGCUAGGCGACGAAUUCACUGAUGUGCAUUUCUGAACAUAAAUCGAUGCAAAUAUGGGACGCAAAAUGAAUGUUUGCAUAUUUUGUUCUUUUAUAACCCAAAUAAGUUUUCUUGAAAUUCUUGAAAUUUGUUUAACUGCAAGCGUAAUUCAUUCAAAGUUAAAAUUAAUUACAAACAUCGACUUUGUAUUGACUUUAGCACCCGAGGCCGAACGCUAAACUUUGUUUGUAAGUUAGUUUUUUUAGUAGAUCCGUUUUAAAAUUUGAAUAUCGUCACAUAGUUUAAUGUUAAAUCAAUAGUUAACUUUGAAGUUAUGCUGUAAAUGUUGUGUUUGAGAUGAAACUGACUUAGACUACAUGGUACAUCAUUGAAACUUAAUUACAUUUUUGGGACCGGAAGCGAAAGAUUUACUGAUAAACUUUGCCUGUAAGAAGAUUCGUUUUGAAACUCGAAAAUGUUCACAUAGUUUUAUUUCAAUGAAUAGUUCAAAUUUGAAGUUAUGCUGUAAAUGUUUUCUUGAGAUGACAUAAACAUAUUAAUCUCUGUUUUCGUGCCUCGCCACCUGCCUCACGCGUUUCGCUGGGUGGACUAAUAAAAAAGAGAGACUGCUCAUUAUCAAGCAUGCUCUACCUGCGUAAGAAAUACAAAUUGCCUUGUAAAAGAUUACAAAUAGGUCAAAGAUUAUAAAAAACUGUGUCUUAAGAUGAGAACAGUUAAUUUUAAGCGGUACACAGUCGAUAAUCUCUAAAUGCGGCAAAUAAAGGCCUUGAAAAGGAAAAUAGGAAAUUCCUGGGGGGUGGGAGGUUAUACAUGCCCCUCUGGAACGGAAAUUCCGAGGGGGUGGGGGGGUCUUAUCGGAAGAACCAUCCGUGGGAGGGGUAUGGAUAUUUUCUGGAAUCACACAUUUCAAAAUUGUUGAAAUAUUAUUGUCAGAAAGUCGAGUCUUCAAUGAUUGUCCGGGAGAUUUCAUGAUUUAACCUGGAGACCGGGAGAUAUGGUCCAAAAUAUGGAGUUUCCUAGAUUAUUCAGGAGAGUUGACUGCACUGUCUGUUGGCUAUUUCAGAAAUUGGGUAUUGCAAUUAAACACCAACCCAGUCCCUAGCACAACCUUAAAGUUGCGAGAAAUCAGAUGGGUGUUUAAUGAUUUCACUUUCAAAUGGCCCAGAACCAUUUUUCAUUUCAUGGCUACUUCUUUUAGUACAAACGAAAUAGAGAAAAAACCCAAGCUAUACCUAACAGGAUACUUGCAUGCGCAAGAUGGAGCUGUUUUGCAAGCUUGGGAUGAAAAUGACCUUGUCUAGGCAGUCCUUGCAAAAUAUGGUCAUUGAAGUGUGGAUCAAGCUAGUGUAAAAUGUAACAAUAACCUUGAUUUCUUUCAGUAAAGCUAAAUGGCAGUCGACAUGUGACCGGUGUACUCAGAGGUUUUGAUCCAUUCAUGAAUCUUGUGCUGGAUGAAGCAGUGGAAGAAGUUUCAGCACAAGAGAAACAUAACAUUGGAAUGGUGGUAAGUCAAAGUCAUCCUGAUUUAGUCUUGUUAUCAUAACUCGUCUCAUCUCAGUGACACCUUUUGUGAUACUCAGACCUUGUCUUACUUCACAUUUCUGUUUUCAUUAAAAUGCAACAUCAAGUCAAAAGGGUGAAAGAACAGUUGUAUUCUUUAGCUUGGUCAUUCAUAAUUAAGGUGAAAUAAAGCAAACAAAAUGGAUCGAAAUCUACCAGUAUUAUUACAUGUAUAACCUACAGACUUGACCUUUAGAACCCCCUGAAGAUAACCCAUUUUUCUCUGAGAUACAAGAGUAUUGCAUUCACUUCUGAUUACAUAUCUUCAGAAUAUGUACAUUUUGUAAGUUCAGUAGCUUAGUAACAGGUGAUUGGAAACAAUGCCAAAAUACUAUUAUUAACACGGAGGUUUUGAAGUUUCUUUGUCAGUAUGAAAAGAGAGGGUUUAAAAAAAUGCUUCAGUGUGGACUGACCUUCCUUAAUGAACUUUGUUGGAGAAAGAAACUUUAAAAAACUGUUUCAUUUUCAUUCAACAAAGUUGUCAUUAGCUGGCAGUGAAAUUCUCUAUUCCUUUUUUUGUGUUAACGUUCUUCCGUGUCUCGUAAGUUGCCUAGCUAAACUUAAAAUGUUGCCCUUAGGCUCAGCAAAUUUGUAUUCUUUUUAGGUGAUCAGAGGAAAUAGCAUUGUAACAAUGGAAGCAUUGGACAGAAUAUGACGAUAAAACAUGGUGUUUAGUUUUCCUUUUUAUAUUAAUAAAAUUAUAGACCUGUAGUUUUUCUUUCAAUCAUUGUGGGCCUUUAAGUCCUUGUAAAUAUCUUUUUGUGCAUUUAUU